AAGAGAAAAUUAACUGCUUUACACUUAGAAAAUACUUCAUACAGAGAUAAUAAAAUCUUCUUCUCUAGCUCCAUUUGAGUGCAUUGAGUGUCUGACAUUGCAUCGCUGAAUGAUGCAGUCUCAGCAUAAAGGCUGCAUCCAGAUACUAUAGCAAAUUCAAGGACACAUGGAAAAUGAUUAAUAAUAUAAAAACAAAAUAAAAGUGAUCAAAAUGACAUACUUUAAAUAUUUAAAAAAAUAUUUUUCGUUUAAGCUAAUUUACCUACGACUCGCUGAAGUUGGCUGGGCAGUGUGUGGGACAUGGCAAAAUCACAUACAUCAAUGAAAGAAUAAGACAAAAAUUGACAAAAACAUUUCAAAACACUUAUAAUUCUACCUGCAUGUGUAAAGGUUUAACCAAUUAUAUUAACACAUUCAUUGAUUCGCAUUAUGUUCAUAUAGGACUAAUUUAAUCUUGGGGGACAUCAAAGGCACUUUAUUGACAUUCACCAUUUUUAAUGACGAUACAUUUGUUGUUUUAUCAUUGUUUUUAUCUUAUUUUCUUUACACUGUUAUGUUUAUUAAUGUUUUUAUACUUAUAUUUUAUUAAAAUCUGAUUUACUUCAGAAAAAUAUUGUUUUAUAGUUGUCUGUCCGCCAUUAUAAGUAUUAAGUUUGUGUUUUACAUUAAGUGCCGUUUAAAGUGCUGAUUAAAGAGUUUUUUUUACUUCACAUAAGAUCGAGUAAUAUGGCUUUUUGUCUACAUAACGAUUGUUUUGACUUUUGAUCCGCCGUUGUUGUUCUCGCCUCGCCGUGAUGACGUCAGCGCUGACGCGUUCAUUCAGCGUCGAGUCUUCAGAGCUGAGGUGAGUCGUUGACGCUUUUUCUCGUGUUUACACAACAAUAAAACACACUUUACAGUUUAUUAAAGUGACAAUCUGCGACUAGUUUCUGCAUUGAGUUCACCUCUAUCUGUGUCUGCUGACCAAAACAAUACAGCAGGCAGAGAGCAGCUCUGAGAGGACAAUGUGAGUGAAGUGUUUGUGGUUUUCUUUAACGGUUAACUUGCAGGCUAACUGCGUUUGUAUAUAACCGUCUGGGGUAAUGUAAUAAUGUACUCUGUUAAUGUAAUAGAGUAACGUAUAAUCUGAAAAUAGUGUAACUUUAAUAUAUGUGAGCUUAAAUGAAAUUAUUAAAUUGUUAGUUUGGAUUUUUUAUAACGUUUUUCACAUACCACAUCAUGAAUCUGUUAGCAGUAUACUUUCUUUAUUUGGUGUGCAUACUUCUUAGUUUUCUAUGCUAAAAAGCUGGUAGUAAUGUAGUUUUAUUGUGUUCUAAAAUAUUUUAGUUGUAAGCUGCUAUUUAUGCUUCAUCAUACUGAUGUGUUAUUUUUAUUGUAAGCGGAACUGAGCAAAUUAUGCCAUUGCUUAUUUUAUCACUUAGAAGCUAUAAUAUAAUAUAAUUUAGUUCAUUAAUCAGUGUAAAUGAAUCAGAUUUCUGUUUUAUCCUCUAAAGCUCCGCCGCCAUCAGUGAAAGACAAAGACAGAGUUUAUUGAAGGACAGUGAGAAGAUGAGUGAUCCAGAACCCUGCAGAAUUAAACAGGAAGAGACUGAAGAACUAAUAGAUGUAAUUGUGAAGGAGGAGAGGGAAGAGCUGAGUGAAGAUGAGGAGAAACAUCAAAUCAAAAGUGACCUUGAAUUUCAGUCAGUGACGGAAGAUAGUUUUUUAAUAAAAACAACAGCAGUAAAAGCUUUCACCUGCACUCAGUGUGGAAAGAGUUUUGGGAAUAAAAGCAAUCUCAACCGUCACAUGAGAAUCCACACUGGAGAGAAACCUUACAAGUGUUCACACUGCGACAAGAGAUUCAUUCAUUCAGGAAACCUGAAAAUACAUGAAAGGAUCCACACUGGAAGGUCACUGUUCACAUGUACUUACUGUGGGAAGAGUUUCAGACAAUCAUACCUUCAUCAACACAUGCUCAUCCACACUGGAGAGAAAACACACAAGUGUGAUCAGUGCCACAAAACAUUUUUGAGGCCUUCAGAUCUGAAGACCCAUCUUAGAGUUCACACAAAGGAGAAGCCUUAUUCAUGUCCUGAGUGUGGGAAGGGGUUUUCACAGCACUCGAGUUUAAGCCUACAUCAGAAGAUCCACACUGGUGUGAGGGAGUUUGUGUGCAGGGAAUGUAAGAAGAACUUUAUUACAGCUGGAGACUUGAAAAAGCACCAGAUGAUUCACACUGGAGAGAAACCGUACAAGUGUUCGCACUGCGACAAGAGAUUCAGUCAGUUACGACCAAUGAAAACACACGAGAGGAUUCACACUGGAGAGAAACCGUUGUCAUGUUCUCUGUGUGGGAAGAGUUUCAAUCAAUCAUCAAACCUUUUUCGACACAUGAUGAUCCACACUGGAGAGAGACCACACAGAUGUGAUCAAUGCGGUAAAACAUUUAUGAGGACUUCAGAGUUGAAGAGACAUCUUAGAUUUCAUACAAAGGAGAAGCCUUAUUCCUGCUCUGAGUGUGGAAAGAGUUUCACGAUGAAGUCACAUUGUCAAGCACAUCAGAAGAUCCACACUGGUGUGAGAGAGUUUGUCUGCUUUGAGUGUGGGAAGAGUUUCAUUAGAGCUGAACACUUGAAACAGCACCAGAUGACUCACACUGGAGAGAAACCGUAUGCUUGUUCACAUAGCUUGUGUAACAAAGCGUUCAGAAAUCCAGCACAUCUGAAAACGCAUGAGAGGACUCACACCGGAGAGAAACCGUUUACAUGUACUCAGUGUGGGAAGAGUUUCUCACGUUCAACAUGCCUUCAUCGACACACAAUGAGAAACCACACAAAUCUGAUUAAUGCAGCAAAACAUAAUUGAGUGCAGCUUCGGAUCUGAAGAACUAUCUUAGGUUUCAUACAGCGAAGUAUGUGUCAUGACCGAUGUUUUCACUUCAGUGACAUUUACCUUCCUGAAAAUUUCAAGUUUUAAGACAUAGUUCACCCAAAAAUGAAUAUUGUCAUUAUUUACUCAUCCUCCACUUGCUCCUUAAAACAUGUUUCAAGUUUUUUUUAUCUGUUGAACUUAAAUUAUAAAAAAAAAACAUUGGAAACUUGUAACCAUUGACUUCCUCAGUAUAUUUAUUUCCUACUGUAGAAGUGGUUAUGAGUUUCUAACAUUUAUCAAAAUAUCUAUAAACAAAAACGUUAAAAAUAAUGAUUUUAUACUCAAUAUUAGUAAAGGCUUAAUUAUACUCCUGCGCCACAUGAUAGUUAUAACCCACAGCACAUGCCUUGCGUGCAGUCAUGCAUUUAUACUUCUGCAUUUUUUUGUUGUUCUGCAGUAACACUUCUGAAACACUAGUUGGCAGUGCGGGUUCUGUCUUUUAUGCUCCUCUGUGUAAAGUUUCUUCUCAGGUGUUUUGUUUACACAGUUCAUGUUCAUUGAAAAGUAAGAAUGAAUAAUAAAUCCAUAUGAAACAA
Danio rerio (zebrafish) is the source of this 3449-nucleotide messenger RNA. The record is from RefSeq and is a predicted model, not a curated record. NCBI's taxonomy places the organism in Eukaryota, Metazoa, Chordata, Actinopteri, Cypriniformes, Danionidae.